GGUGUUUAUAUAAGAUCGUGCCCGUUUGCUAAUGCUACACAAUAAUCUAAAUGAAGUUUUUGAGAAUGUCCUGCUGGGGGUUUUUGGUCGCUCUUCUCCUGAGUUUGUUUAGUGCAACUCAGGCCACUGCAUCCAACUGUGAGGAGCUCACCAAACCUCUCAUCCUGAAACAUGACAACAAAAGUAUCAUGGGUAAAUGGAUCUUUCUUGAAGGGAUAGCAGAUCACCUUUUGUUCACAAAUAUCCUGAAGACUGUCAACAGCUCGUGGAUCGAGUUCAGACCCAGUGCGUUUGAAAAUACUGUCAUCCUCAGUCAAGGGAACAUGCUAAACGGCAAAUGUGAAUUUAACACCAUUAACUCAACUGUUAAAGACGGCAGCAUUUAUGCCACUCACAACGAGACAUCAACAGAGGGCAAAUUCUUACCAUCUUGUUCGGAUUGCAUCACCAUGAGCUUUAUAAGCAGUUUCAAAAAUGAGACCAUUAAGUCGCUCUACUUCUUUAAAAAGGACAACAAACCAAAUGAGUUUGAUCUGGCCAUGUACUGGAAACAAGCUGAGUGUCUUGGAUUCAGAAGAGAAUCUCAGUACUCGUAUGAUGGUGUAACAGAAUUCUGUUCACCUGACCUGAAGAAUAUGGAAACAUCUCACCAACAAUAAAUGAUGUAAAUGACAAAAGUAUCAUUUAAAAAAAAUAUUUUCUGAAAAUGUUAUUUUAUUAAAAGUAACGUAGUUAUAAGAAAUGAUUGUUGUUUUUGUUUUCAUGCUACAUAAAAUAUUUCAUGGUUUAUUCUGUUAAAAACUAUAUUCACAUGCACACACAUUCAAAUAAACAAUCACAAAUAAACGACUCAAGACAUGAAUAGUUUUAAAUGUGAUUACCAGCAGGGGUCGGUCUCUCUCUCUCUCUCUCUCUCUCUCUUCUUCAUGAUAUAUGAUACUAAAAAUGUUUAGAUAGCGAGUAAGCUAAGGUAUUACACCCCAAAAUAUAUUGAAACCAUAAUUCACAAUAAACAAGAUGAUUAUUUCUGUUCAA
Paramisgurnus dabryanus is the source of this 1035-nucleotide messenger RNA. Lineage: Eukaryota; Metazoa; Chordata; Actinopteri; Cypriniformes; Cobitidae. The record is from RefSeq and is a predicted model, not a curated record.